UCUGUUGUUGCGAGAAAGUGAGAAGAACACUGAAAUUUUGAGAGAGACCAGAUAGAAUCCAGAUUACGGAAGAGAAGGGAAAAUGAUUAGGGCAGGUUGCAGGAAAUUUCUAGGGUUGGUGCCCCAGAAGAACAAUCAAGCGCCGGUUUUGGUUCGCCUGUACCAUGAGAGGGUUGUGGAUCAUUACAACAACCCUCGAAAUGUCGGAUCCUUCGAUAAGAAUGAUCCCACGGUUGGGACGGGGCUCGUAGGUGCUCCGGCUUGUGGUGAUGUUAUGAAGCUUCAGAUAAAGGUCGAUGAACAGACAGGGAAGAUUGUUGAUGCCUGCUUCAAGACCUUCGGUUGUGGAUCAGCCAUCGCUUCUUCUUCCGUAGCUACAGAAUGGGUAAAGGGGAAACAAAUGGAGGAAGUCUUAACAAUAAAAAAUACGCAAAUAGCAAAACAUCUCUCACUUCCACCAGUGAAGCUCCAUUGUAGCAUGCUUGCAGAGGAUGCUAUCAAGGCAGCCAUUAAAGAUUAUGAAGCAAAGCGGGGCCAGUCGGGGGAAAAUGGUGCACCUAUUGAGAAAGCUGCUGAUGCUUAAUUAGUAGAUGUACGUGCCAUGGUGGAAAUGGUUUUGGCCGUCAACUACAUUGUCAUAAUAAAUAAUGUAUGAUGUAUGAACCUUGGUGUU
This is a messenger RNA of Telopea speciosissima, 673 nucleotides long. Its product is annotated as iron-sulfur cluster assembly protein 1-like. Gene Ontology annotation, biological process: iron-sulfur cluster assembly; intracellular iron ion homeostasis. The record is from RefSeq and is a predicted model, not a curated record. Gene Ontology annotation, molecular function: ferrous iron binding; 2 iron, 2 sulfur cluster binding. Gene Ontology annotation, cellular component: mitochondrial matrix; cytoplasm. The coding region runs from base 83 to 583 and encodes 166 amino acids. NCBI's taxonomy places the organism in Eukaryota, Viridiplantae, Streptophyta, Magnoliopsida, Proteales, Proteaceae. The transcript is spliced from 3 exons.